Fusarium fujikuroi IMI 58289 is the source of this 948-nucleotide messenger RNA. RefSeq lists its product as uncharacterized. Lineage: Eukaryota; Fungi; Ascomycota; Sordariomycetes; Hypocreales; Nectriaceae. The coding region runs from base 1 to 948 and encodes 315 amino acids. The transcript has 2 exons. The record is from RefSeq and is a predicted model, not a curated record.
AUGUUUCGGAUAUUCGCUGUUAUCUUCCUACACCUGACUGGAAUAUGUCUUGCGCAGAACUCCUCGCUGCCCAAAGACUGCCCUAUCGAUAUCCGACGCAUUGAUGAGGGCUACUUGAUCUACAACUCAACGCGCACAGCACGUGCCAGAUUCGCCAGACAAAACCGGCCAUGGUACAUAACCGCCUCUGUAACCGACAGACGUGGACCAAAUAUCGUAUUUGGAGAUGUCGACACCCUUCAAGAGGUCGGUGUUUUUAUAAGCGUUCAUAAAACACUUGCAGAUCCGCGAUAUCCGGCCGGAAGAGAUAUACGGCUCUGCUCAUCCAUGUUGAAGGCUUCAAACAGGACCUCUGAGAAUCCGCCAGAUAUUGAUGCUCCUGAAAACAUAACAUACGCAAAGCAUUCGUGCAAAGGCGUCAUUAGCGAGAAAUGCAUCAGGGAAUUCGAGAACGCCACGUAUACUGCCACGGGGCGUCCUCGUAAAUGUCCGGGUCUGCAGUCUCUGGACUUCAGCGACGAAUGCAAGGAGUACAUUGGCCACAGCCAAACCAUCCCCCGAAAUUUCUCCUCGGCGCGUUGUUCGGUAGAUAAGAUGCCAUAUGUUGAUCUGCCGGAAGAUUACAUAACUUUUGACAUUGGCUUGGGGGUUGGGAUUUUCGGUGAUGAGGAUCGCAAAGAUUUUGAUACGUAUGAUCUGAGGGUUCAGCAGACCAUCCCGUUGCUAUUCUCAGCAUCACCGGGUGCUGGAAAGAAUACGCUGAUAUGUAUUGCCCCGGAUCAGGUUAUUCCGGGUAGUCGAAAGCCACAGUUGGAGCUGGAAGGGGAGGCCGAAGAGCCGGAGGAAGAUGAAGAGCCAGAGGACGAUGAGAACUUGGCAUCGCGAGUUGGAGGUUUGGGGGCUUCUGUCUUUCUUGGUGUUGGCGCCAUCAUCUUUAGUCUUCUGUAG